UAUAAUCUAUGCGAUUGACCAUGCGCAUUUCACUGGCACGCAAGACCUGAAAUGUAUUUAGGUUGCGGGUGAACACCUCUGCAUAAUUGUGCGCGGAUUUGCUUGCGGACGCCCACACAUUACUGCAUACUUCCAACUUCGUCUUCCAAGCGAUUGGAUUUGAUUUUUGUUAUCAGCAAAGCGACACGAUCGCGUCGCUCGCCACUCUUCUGGGAUAGUAAUGGUUGCAAAUCCCUAGCCGGCAACCUUUGCGUCACUCUUCAGCGAUUGGGAGACCCUUGCAAGAGAGGGAUCUACCUAGGGCACCAGUGAAGCUGUGAUGGGAAUGAUGUAUGGCAGUGCUGUUCGGCUCGCAACCAAACUCCGGCAUCAUUUUACUCAGAGAGCUUGUCUCCUUCAUUCUCACGCCACCAGCUUCGGAUUUAAAGAGGUACCUGAAGAAGAAAAAAGUAAACUAGUUGGUAAUGUCUUCAGCAGUGUCGCUUCAAACUAUGACCUUAUGAAUGAUCUGAUGAGCGGUGGAUUGCAUAGAUUAUGGAAGGACAGAUUGGUUUCAAAACUUCAUCCUUUUACUGGUAUGAAGCAUCUUGAUGUUGCUGGUGGGACAGGUGAUGUAGCUUUUCGUAUCCUUCAAAGAAUAAAGAGUGUAAGUCACAGUGCCAUGCAAAGCAGUCUGGAUGACUUCAAUGAAGAAUCACAAAUCUAUGUCUGUGACAUUAACCCAAAUAUGUUAGACAUAGGAAAGAAGCGUGCCAUUGAACAAGGGUUUUCUGAAGAGAAGUCUCUAGUUUGGCUUGAAGGUGAUGCAGAAGCUUUGAAAUUUGAGGAUAAUUCAAUGGAUGGUUAUACUAUUGCCUUUGGAAUCAGAAAUGUAACGCACAUAGAGCAGGCACUCUCUGAAGCUUACAGGGUAUUGAAGCGGGGCGGCCGAUUUCUUUGCCUGGAAUUGAGUCAUGUGGAGCAGCCCUUCUUCAAACAAAUUUAUGACUACUACUCGUUUAAUGUGAUUCCGGCUAUUGGAGAGCUCGUGGCAGGUGAUCGAGAGUCUUAUCAAUAUUUGGUUGAGAGCAUACGUCGAUUCCCUAACCAGGAUACUUUUGCUCGAAUGAUAGCUGAUACUGGAUUUUGGAAGGUUGAAUAUGAGAAUCUUGUUGGGGGGGUUGUUGCCAUUCAUUCUGCAGUGAAGUGGUAGGGAAGAGCUUCGCAUUUCAUUCUUCAAUUAUCAUUUAAAUGUAAGAUUUAAUUGACUUCAGUUUCUUCUUGGCAUCAGAAGCAUUUUAUUUUAUUUUUUUGUUCUUUGCUGGAAUUAAGCUCGAUAUGGAUGUUAAUGAAAACUAACAGUUCUUGGUCUUU
Molecule: messenger RNA, 1353 nt
Organism: Phalaenopsis equestris
Lineage: Eukaryota; Viridiplantae; Streptophyta; Magnoliopsida; Asparagales; Orchidaceae
Product: 2-methoxy-6-polyprenyl-1,4-benzoquinol methylase, mitochondrial
Exons: 8
Coding region: 320-1192 (290 amino acids)
Biological process (GO): ubiquinone biosynthetic process
Cellular component (GO): mitochondrion
Molecular function (GO): methyltransferase activity
Source: RefSeq, a predicted model, not a curated record